GAUUGCUGACCUGCUGCGAGGCCAUUGCCUGCUGAUUUGACUGGUUAUACAUCUAGCAAAUAAUUCUCAGAUAGGCACUUUCCCAACGGAGGAAGUUGUUUUCCAAAAAGAAAAGAUUAUCCUUUAAUCUCUCUGGUAUUUUGUUUCCCAUGUAUAUGUUUAUGGGUCACUGUAAGUUUUAGGAAAUCAUUUGCAACGAACCUAAUGAAGCAUUAGUUCCUUUCCUUCACAAUCCUCUAUAAAUCUUGUUUCAUUUUCAUUUUCUUGUUACCAAAAAGGCCUUUUUAUCCCAUUAAAAGAAGCAUUUUGAUGUGCGAUUUACUUUUAAAUAUCAAAAUAUUGCCUGGCCAGAUUCUCUGCCCUUAUUUACCAUUCUGUCAAUGACAGCUAUUAAGUUUUCUAUUAUUUUCUGCAUGCAUGCAUUUGAAUGAUUUUAUUAUAAUAUGCUGAACUUUUGACAACAGAAAAGGAAAAUCUUUGCCUCUAUGGGUUUCCCAGCGAGCAGUGGGAGGUGAAUUUACCUGCUGAAGAGGUGCCUCCAGAGCUUCCAGAACCUGCAUUGGGCAUCAACUUUGCCAGAGAUGGAAUGCAAGAAAAGGAUUGGUUGUCACUGGUUGCUGUGCACAGUGAUGCAUGGUUGCUGUCUGUGGCCUUCUAUUUUGGUGCUAGAUUUGGAUUCGAUAAAGCUGAUAGGAAACGUCUUUUCAAUAUGAUAAAUGAUCUUCCAACAAUAUUUGAGGUAGUCACAGGGGCAUCAAAGAAACAAACAAAGGAAAAAUCAUCAGUUUCAAAUCAUAGCAGUGGCAAAUCAAAAUCCAACUCAAAGGGCAAAUAUUCAAAGGCAAUGCAACCAAAGGAAGAGGACGAUGAUGGUCUGGAAGAUGAAGAUGAGGAGGAGCAUGGGGAGACACUUUGUGGGGCUUGUGGAGACAACUAUGCAUCAGACGAAUUCUGGAUUUGCUGUGACAUCUGUGAGAAAUGGUUCCAUGGGAAAUGUGUUAAGAUUACCCCAGCCAGAGCAGAGCAUAUUAAGCAGUACAAAUGCCCAUCCUGCAGCAACAAGAGAGCACGGCCUUAGGGAUGGCAGGGCAGGUAGCUUCAUGUUUAUUCUGGCACCAUAGAGUCCUAAUUGUCAAGUAGGUCAGGCUGUUCUUAGUCACCCUUAGGUUUGUUCUUAGUCAUCUUUCAUUGUGUGUAGUUUAGGCUACCAACUUGCUGACUAUUAAUUAAAAUAACAUAAAUUAUUAUAUCAUUCUCAGAUGGAAAGUCAUUUUCUUCCAUAAAAAGGAGGGUAGACUGAGUUAAUUAAUGUCCAAACCUUGUUAUUAUAUGCACAUCUUGUUAUUAUAUGCACAUGUAGUUUCAUUCCUUGCUAUGGUAUCUGUUUGAGGCGUUUUGGAUUUUUACGGGGACGCAUUAUUCACA
Molecule: messenger RNA, 1425 nt
Organism: Rubroshorea leprosula
Lineage: Eukaryota; Viridiplantae; Streptophyta; Magnoliopsida; Malvales; Dipterocarpaceae
Source: the annotation of a GenBank genome assembly